GUCAAGGGAAAGCGAGCCCCUGCAGCCAGAGAGAGAGGGCUGACCCGCCACUAAUUCCUCUCCUCCUGCCAUGUACCAAGAUGCAGUUGGAGGAGGGGGCGGAGGCGUGGUGGAGGAGGGGGAGGCAGCCGAGUACCACAUCAUGUACAGCCACUAUGACCCCCUGCCAACCCCCACCCCCCAGGACACCACCACCACUGCCCUCAAGCUGGGGCAGGCUGGCGCCAAGGACAGACCCCUGGCCAGCGUUACCCUGGCCGGGGGCACGGCGCUGGUGCCGGGCGCUGAACUGGUGGACGUCCCUGCCCUCUCUGCCUCCCCCCCAUGUGGGGCGGGAGGGGGCGGGGCGCUGGCCGUCACCACCGAGGGGUUGGGGGUGGCAGGGCAGCGGCACCACUCCCCUGUGGCGGUUGGGGGCAUGGAGGCAGCGGCAGCAGCACUUGUCACCUCCAUGGUGGCCCCAGGGGAGUGUGAGGGUGGUGGCAGUGGUGGCAGGAAGGUGAUCGUCAAGCUGUUCAACAGCAACACCUUCAGCCUGGACAUCAUCACCGACAGCGACGGGGAGGCGGCCAUGGCCCCCCACCACGUGCUGACCAGGGGCAGCGCACUAGUGCACGCCAAACUGUCUAGCGGCACCAUCUUCCCCGCCGAGGACCAGGCAGGGGACGGGGAGGAGGGGGGGCUGGUGGUCCCCCCAGCACAUGCCCCUGCCCAGGUGGCACAAGAGGAGGAGGCGGAGGCAGCAGCCCUGCCCUGCCGGGUGAUGUGGACCUGUGCAUACUGUAGUGUGAUGCUGGCCACCUCAGAGGCCAUGGCAGCCCACCAGCAGGUGUGUGCCAAGGCCCUGGGGGACCUGCCACCGCUGCACACUGGCACCUCCCAGACCACCGUGGACGCACUCAUGUCCCCAUUGCGGCCACAGGAGGAGCCAGCCUACCACCUCAAGCUGGAGGGCGCCGCCGAAAGCCACGAGGUCACCACCACCACUGCCAGUGAGGAGGGCGGCAUGGCGGAGGUGGUGGCGGUGUGGGUGUGUGCCGUGUGUGAGGAGGAGUUUCCUGACCCUGGUGCUCUGGGCCACCACCUGCCCUCACACUCUGUCCACCAGCUGGCUGCCGCGCUGCUGCAGUUGGCCACGCCCCACCAGAGGGUCAGGCCAGCAGUGGCGGCCACUGCCCCGGACACCGCCACCACCACCACCCCCUCCACCACCACCACCACCACAGCCACCAGUACCACCCCUGCGUCCCCAGACCCCCUGGCCAUUGUGGCUGUGGACAGCCCCACCUGGCCCAGUGGCCAUCCGGACAUCAAGAUGGAGGAGGAAAACGUGGACAACCCUGGAGACACCCCCCCCCAGACACCCCCCCAGGACAAGCCCCUGGCCAGGCGGGCACGGCGGCGCCCUGGGCCCAGGCCCCAGGACAGGCUGGAGCGGAAGAGGAAGUACACAAGGAGGAAGAAGGAGGAAGAGGAGGAGGUUGUGGCGGAGGAGAACGAGGCAGAGAGUCAGGGCAAGGAGUACAGGAGCAUCACCACCACCUCCAUCAUCACCCCCAUAGCCACCACCUCCACCACCACCACCACAGGCCAGGGAGCUCCAGCUGGCCCCAGCAGCAGCAGCAGCAGCUCGGGGGGGCGAGGGAGCAGGGACCCCCACCACUGUGAGGUGUGCAACAAGAAGCUCUCCUCACGUGGCAACCUGGCCAAGCACCUCAUCCGCCACCGCACCAAGAAGCCCUUCGAGUGCAGCCUCUGCCACGCCUCCUUCAACGCCAAGCGGGACUGUCGCAACCACUACCUGCAGCACCACACCACCGAGCGCCCCAACCGUUGCCACAUCUGCGGGAAAAGCUACGUGGACAAGAGCUACCUCCUCGCGCACAUGGUCUUCCACCGCGACCAGAAGGCAUACACAUGCGAGCUGUGCGGCAAGAAGUUCAACACGUCACGCUGCGUCACCCGGCACAAGAAGCGGCACCAGGAGGAGAAGCGCUUCGUGUGCGACAUCUGCUUCAGGCCGUUCGCUGUCAAGGGUGACCUGACCUCACACAAGCGUAAAGUCCACAGCAAACAGACCCAGGGAGCAGGAACAGCCAGAACGCAACCACAACCACAACAACAGCUGCUACCCAAUCCACAGCAAACACAGCCACACCUUUCACUCACAGCCCAGCAGCCACCACCACAGACAGACACACACACACCACACACCACACAAGGCAAGGUCAAGGAGCUCACAGACUUCAUCCUCCCAGAAGUGGUCGCCUCUCCACACAUCCUCCCUGACCAACUCCUGCCCUCGGACCUCUCAGGGGGGGCCGUGGGUACCCUCUGGCUGUGA
This is a messenger RNA of Eriocheir sinensis (Chinese mitten crab), 2344 nucleotides long. Its product is annotated as zinc finger protein 335-like. Lineage: Eukaryota; Metazoa; Arthropoda; Malacostraca; Decapoda; Varunidae. Gene Ontology annotation, molecular function: RNA polymerase II cis-regulatory region sequence-specific DNA binding; DNA-binding transcription factor activity, RNA polymerase II-specific. The record is from RefSeq and is a predicted model, not a curated record. The coding region runs from base 71 to 2344 and encodes 757 amino acids. Gene Ontology annotation, biological process: regulation of DNA-templated transcription. The transcript is spliced from 3 exons.